UUUUUUUCCCCUUCCCAUGGCGAGCAUGCGCAAUGGCAGCUGCCAACCAGCUCUUUCAACUGUCUUUGCUUGCGCGGGCCUUGGUUUGGAGACGACAGAGGAGCCGGCAAAGCAACGCGGUGCUGCUGCGUGUUCGCGCGUUGCGGCGGUCCUCGCAGAGCAAGGCCCCUUAGACUGUGAAUGUGUGGAACGGACAACUCAGGUAUCAUGAUGUUUUGGAACAUGGGACACAGAGAACUCCUUCUCCAACUUUGCCUGUUGACUUUUGCCUCUUUUGCGUGGGCCGGCACAGAAGACUCCCAGCCUCCCAUCACAGCAGCCUCCUUCGUGCAGGACCUCUUCCUUCGAUAUGGAGAAAAUGACAAGCUCACUCUGCAGCAGCUUAAAGCUCUGUUGAACCGUCUUGAUGUGGGAGUUGGGCGGGACAACGUUAGUCACACAGAACAGCAACAUAGGAACCUUUCCUGGUGCUUCAGUUCUUCAGAGCUCUUUGCCACCCACAAUCUGAGUGAAGGGUCCCACCUUGGCCAGCAGGAGUUCCAGGAUUUCUGCCCAGCUAUCUUGCAACAGUUGGAGUCCAAGGCCUGCAUGUCAGAGAAUCUGGAGAAUGAAGAAGAUGAACAGACAGAAGAAGGGAAACCCAGCUCUGCAGAAGUUUGGGGUUACGGUUUCCUCUGUGUGACCGUCAUCUCCCUCUGCUCCUUGGUCGGAGCCAGUGUGGUGCCUUUCAUGAAGAAGACCUUUUACAAGCGACUGCUCCUGUACUUCAUAGCUCUGGCGAUUGGAACUCUCUACUCCAAUGCCCUCUUCCAGCUAAUUCCUGAGGCCUUUGGAUUCAAUCCUCAGGAGGACUAUUAUGUCUCCAAAUCUGCAGUGGUCUUUGGAGGCUUUUACCUGUUCUUUUUCACAGAGAAAGUACUGAAGAUGCUUCUGAAACAGAAAGAUCAGCAGCAUCAUGGUCAUAGCCACUACAGCCCUGAGACCCUUCCUUCCAAGAAGGACCAGGAAGAGGGAGUCACUGAGAAACUUCAGAAUGGGGACUUGGAUCACAUGAUCCCGCAUACGAAUAGUGAUCUGGAAUGCAAGAAUCCCUCUGUAGAUAAGAAUAUUGUUGGUUCCUUGUCUGUCCAGGACCUCCAGGCUUCUCAGAGCACAUGUUACUGGCUGAAGGGUGUGCGUUAUUCUGACAUUGGCACCCUGGCCUGGAUGAUCACCCUGAGUGAUGGCCUUCAUAACUUCAUUGAUGGCUUGGCCAUUGGUGCCUCCUUCACUGUGUCAGUCUUCCAAGGAAUCAGCACCUCGGUGGCCAUUUUUUGUGAAGAAUUUCCUCAUGAGCUAGGUGACUUUGUCAUUCUGCUGAAUGCUGGGAUGACAAUCCAGCAAGCACUCUUCUUCAACUUCAUAUCGGCUUGCUGCUGCUAUGUUGGGCUAGCCUUUGGGAUACUGGCUGGCAGCCACUUCUCAGCCAACUGGAUCUUUGCUCUAGCUGGUGGGAUGUUUCUCUACAUUGCACUGGCUGAUAUGUUCCCAGAGAUGAAUGAAGUCAGCCGAGAAGAUGAAAGGAACGGCAGUGCUUUGAUUGCCUUUGCCAUCCAGAAUGCAGGACUGCUGACAGGAUUCACCAUCAUGUUGCUGCUCACCAUGUACUCUGGACAGAUCCAAAUUGGAUAAAGAAAUACUCAGUUGCUUGGGAAGGUCUUUCUCCCUGCAGGUAUAUGGACCCUGUAAAGUUGCAAUGCCAAGGAUUACUGAAGGAGGGCCCUUUUGUGAAACCUGCUUCAUAGACUUCUUAUUGAUUGACCUGCAGUGACUGAUGAAAUCCCUUGCUAUGGGCUUAAGUGAUCUAAGAACCAUUUCCUACUGUAGCAGCCCUUUCUCUUUCACCACCCUGCAGGUGUUUCUUUAAGGGCUCCACCCACAGGAGUUAAAAUUCUUGCAUCCUAUUGGGGCUGACAGUGGACAGAACCCUUUCUGCUCCAGCAGGUUUGAUCUGAAAGCCAGAGAGCUCAUCUCUAUCUUCCUGACUCUCCUUCUGUUCACAGGCAAUAAGAAUUGCUGAAGAGAAUAAUAUUAAUUCACAGCUUUAUUUAAACACCUGAUUAUUAAAACAGGUUAUAUGUUCCCUGGUUGAACAGGUUAACUGGACAGGUUUAAUACAAAAUGCCUGCUUAAAAGAGACAUUUCCUUCUGAAAGGGAGAGCAGUGGAAUGCCUCUUCUAAAGUGGUGUUUGCUAUUAACACAUGGGUGCAUAAUCCCUGCAAUACUUCCUUUAAAACUAAUGUUUGUUCAUAUGGAUUUAGAUAAAUCUAAUUAGUUGAACUUGAACAAUUAAACCUAGGAUUUCUUUAAUUGGAUGAUGGUACUAGCUAUAAGCCCUAUAUAGGUCCAAAAAGGAAACAAAUGAUUGUCCUACAUGACCAGUUUCUGGGUCCUUUCCACACCCACACACCAAAUUACAAGUUUUGUUUGGUAAUAGGUUUAUUUCUGGGACACCGUGUGGCUAAAUUAGCCUUCCUCUUAACUUCUGUCUUCCUUCAAAAGAUUCACACAUGUGCAGGUCCCUUAAGCUGCUUCUGUAGGGUGAAUCUGACCAGUGGAGUGUCUCCUAAUCUCUGGCAAAGUCUGGUUAUAUUGAACAGUUCACUUGCACCUUUUGAGGCCUCUGCAUUAGCCAGAGCAGUCUAUGAAAAGUUAAAGCCCAAAUUGGGGGACCAGGUAGGUUUGUCUUGAGCUUUACUCCAGGACUAGACUUCCCAGAGUCACUAGGUGAACUGAUGUAUUAUUAUCAUAUUGAUAAUAUUGAGUGCUUCAGCUUUGGUCUCUAGCAAAUAUUCUACCUUGCAUAAUCAUUUUGAGAGUUUGUGAGUGUUGCUUGAUCAGUGGGAAGCCUCAGUUCCUUAGUGAACAGUGGACUUUCCAUUCUUUCUGGCUGAUUAAACCCCCCCCCC
Molecule: messenger RNA, 2949 nt
Organism: Heteronotia binoei (common prickly gecko)
Lineage: Eukaryota; Metazoa; Chordata; Lepidosauria; Squamata; Gekkonidae
Gene: SLC39A14
Product: solute carrier family 39 member 14
Exons: 10
Coding region: 181-1671 (496 amino acids)
Biological process (GO): zinc ion import across plasma membrane; intracellular zinc ion homeostasis
Cellular component (GO): membrane
Molecular function (GO): zinc ion transmembrane transporter activity
Source: RefSeq, a predicted model, not a curated record